Rhododendron vialii is the source of this 959-nucleotide messenger RNA. Its product is annotated as SPX domain-containing protein 2-like. Gene Ontology annotation, biological process: cellular response to phosphate starvation. Bases 321 to 800 code for a protein of 159 amino acids. The record is from RefSeq and is a predicted model, not a curated record. The transcript is spliced from 2 exons. Lineage: Eukaryota; Viridiplantae; Streptophyta; Magnoliopsida; Ericales; Ericaceae.
UCUCAAUUUACCUCAUGCAUGGAGAUAGGUUGUUGUUUAUGUACACAUUUUGUGAUCUCGGCAUUUGUCAUGAUGCGGAGAAAAAUCUAAGAUGUCUAAUGGUUUUGUGAGGCUACUAGUCGUUAUUGUGGUUUCCACAUCUCUGACUCUAUAAGCAUAGAUAGUAAGAUGAGAUGAUUUGGGUUUAUAUUCAAGGUCUAGUGAGGUGACAUUUUCUUGUUGGGUUGGGGCUACCGGACUUGCAAGAUAGAGUUGCAAAGGCAAAAGAUUCGAGAGAAGAGAUAAACAUACGGAAGGAGAUUGUGGACUUCCAUGGAGAGAUGGUUUUGUUGGAGAAUUACAGUGCCCUUAACUAUACAGGAUUGGUAAAGAUACUCAAAAAGUACGACAAAAGAACCAGAGCUCUCAUCCGCUCUCCCUACAUUCAGAAAGUCUUACAACAACCCUUCUUCACCACUGACUUGCUUUUCAAACUCGUGAAAGAGUGUGAGGCGUUGCUUGGUCGUCUCUUCCCCAUGAACGAACCCCCAACUUCAACUGAUCAGCUGGAUGUUGGAGAUGAAACCUCAACUUCUACCACGACUGAGAAUGAUGGCCUCCUUAGAGGUCCCAAGGAACUAGCAGAGAUCGAGUAUAUGGAAAGCUUAUAUAUGAAGAGCACAAUCUCAGCGUUGCGUGCUUUGAAAGAAAUUUGGAGCAAAAGCUCAACUGUCAGCGCGUUCUCGUUGCCACCACUCCAGGCUAAUGGAAUGGAGGAUAGGUGGAGUACAAUUCCUGUUCUGGAACAAAUAGCAAAGUAGUUAUAUGCUGUGGAGGGCAUUACAAAAGUGUCAGUUCUGUAUCGUAAUUUUGAUUUUCUUGUUCUCUGUGUUCAUGCAUGUAUUAGACACUACCACAUGCUAAAAAAUGCAUACUUUUCAGCCCACUUGUGUAAGCAUAAGUCUGGAAAUUUAGUGAUC